UAACCUUUUUUUCUCUUUCUGUGUGUGUGUGUGUGUUUCUUAAUGGAUUUUUAUUUAUUCCUAUUCUGAAGAUGGAUUUAUAACAGUUGACUGAAAUGAAUUAUCUCACCUGUUCAAACUGUUGGAUGUGUAUAUUGUACAAUGUUGUUAAAGUGGUAUAAAAUUUUAGGAAAUUAUUUUUUUCUGGUGAUAUUUUUUCUUAUUUCAACUGGUGUGAUUCUAUACAUAUGGGUGGCUUGAAGAGAUAUUAAUAACAAAAGUAAAUGGACUCAUACAUCGCAGAGAUUUUUCUGUCCAAGAAUUAAAACAAAGGAGGACCAUUCUUUUUGAAAGUAAACAGAAAGCUAAUUGUGUUGUUAUAUCAUCAAAACAAAAAAUUAAAAAUCUUAAUAAAAAAAGAAAAGAAAAGAAAGAUAGAAGAAAAGAAAAAAGAAAAGAAAAAAGGAAGAUCACUCUUGGAGUAAGGUUCAUGAUGCAGAUACUGUGCAUCCAUUCAUUAGGGUGGAUUUUCAGCAGAUUAGGACUGUUUCUCCUAAUGCUAUGUGGACAAAGUUCGGGACACUUUCUACUGUCCACUGGGGUGGGGCUACUGGCUCUGUGUGGGUCCGGCCUAACACAGAGUCUGACUAACCAAAUUGUGAGUCCACCACCUCCUGGGGUUGGACUCUACUCCAUGGUCCAGAAGUUACAGGAACAAAUGUCUCAGCUAGAGCAGCUACACGAACAUGACAGGCAUCGUUUGAAACGUCUUGAAAGAAGGAAUCGAGAAUACAACAAAAAUGCAAUGACGGCAUCCGAAGAGAUCGUUCAACUCAAACAGCAUGUGGUGGAAAUACAAGAAAACAUGGCUGCCAGUGAUGAAGCCAGUGGAAACAUUAAUUUGGAGAUUUCAAGAUUGGACUAUGAACAAAAACGUAUCAAAGCGCAAUUAGUGACAUUACAAUCAAAACAUUCUGCAAAGACAGACAGAACACCUACCACUGGGUGGAACAAUUCUCAGUCAUAUCCAUUCCAAAAUGUGACAGAAACAUUCAAAAGUAUUUUCACUGACCUACAAAUGCUCAAAGAAAAACAGUCAUCACAGAGUGUUACACUUGAUAAGAAUUCUGCAGCCUAUAAGCACAUAAGACAAUUACUGAAAUUCCAUAUUCGUGACAGGAGUUCUGGACAUGGACAUCUACGUUCUCCAGUAAAUACAUCAGAUUCUAAUCAGACAGCUACUUCAGGUGCUCAGAAUGUCUGGACAAAUGAUGACUCGGCAUCAGGGGAUGAGGAGUCUGGAGAUCUGGAAUACACCGACACCGAUGAAUUCAUCUUCUGGAGUGGUGUCGAAGGUAGCGGCAGUCUGGGCAACCACUCCAUGGAAACGGACAAACUGGACGACAUUUCCGACUGGCUGAAGUUAAAGGUCAUAGAUCUUGAGGAGAAGCUGCAUGAGGUAGAGGUAAAGGUGGGCAGCAAGCUGGAUGUGGAGGCAGAGAAGAGUCUCGUUCUGAUGAUGAGGAAUCUUCUGCAGACGCACGAUGUCUACUUUGAGAAGGAGAUCCUCAAGCGGGACUCCCUCAUCCAGGCCCUCGAGGAAUAUCUAGCCAAGCUCACCAACAAGGUGAGUGACAUGGAGAAGCGGGUCCUGUCUAUCCAGCUGGGCGACUUCAUGCAGAAGCUGCAGGAAUCGAUGAUCAACUUCACGCAGCACGUGAUCACAGUCGACCAGUGGAACCUGGCCAGCAGUCAGAUCAUCAACUCGACCCAGUACAACCAGCACCAGAUCAUGGAGCUCACGGCAAUGAUCAUGAACAACUCCAAAUCCAUCAACCAGAUGGAGUGGAAGGUGGUUGAGCAGCGGUCGCUUAGCGACCAGCAGUUCCGCGUGCUUCGCAUGCACAUCAUCCGCCUCAACAACACAGUACAGGACCUCCGUGAGCAUGUGGACUAUCUCGGGACCAUAAAGACCAGAGGUAUGCAGAAAGGAGGAGGAGGAGGAGACUACCAGAAUCCUUCUGGAGAUGUGAUGACUAAGAUGGAGGAACUGGCUCUGCAGAUCGUGUACAAUGAGAACCGUAUUGGGAAACUCGAGAACAAGGUUCUCAAUCAGAGUCUGUUUGAGUGUAAGAAGCUGAACACGGAUCUGUUCCAGGACUCGCGACUGCACCGCAUCAACCAGGACCUGGGCAAGAUGAGACACAGGGCCAGCAUGAUGGAUGAGAUGAUCAAACGCGUGGACAGGUCCAUGUACCGCAUCCAUGCCAACACCAAGAACAACACACACUUCAUCAACAAGCUUGGGUCCGUGGUGACAACGUGGGAGAUAUAUCUUCCAGUGAUUCAGCUGCUGAGGCAGGAGGUGGACAACUUACUGUCUCAGGUGCCAACAGACUGCCAAGAGUAUUACGACCGCGGAGUUCACAAAUCUGGCAUGUACAUCAUCUUUCCGCGCGGCUCGCCCCAGUCUCUGUCGGUGCAGUGCGAGAUGGAGAAAGACGGAGCAUGGACCGUUGUACAACAGAGAAUCGAUGGCUCGGAAAACUUUGCGCGAUCGUGGACCGACUACGCCGUCGGCUUCGGCAAAUCUAACGGAGAAUACUGGCUUGGAAAUGAGUUCCUAAACUACCUGACCAGCCACAAGAACUACAGUCUGAGAAUCAACAUGGUCGACAUAUUCAAUGAGCACUGGCUGGUGCAAUACGAUGAGUUCUCCGUGGCGCCGAAGGAGGACAACUACAAGCUGUAUAUCUACGGUUUCCACGGCAAUGCCACGGACAGCAUGGACUAUUCCGAUGGUGUGCCGUUCAGCACGCAGGAUCGCGACAAUGAUCUGAGCAGUACGCACUGUGCGUCGUACUUCACCUCGGGCUGGUGGUACCGGCACUGUCAGUACAGCAAUCUAAAUGGGCGCUACGAUUCCGGUAUUGUCUGGUUUAACUACGACUGGCAGGACUGGAUUCAGAUGAAAUCGGCCAGAAUGAUGAUCAAGCCGAAGUCUUGAUUUAAGCGUGUUCAGGCGCGGCUCCAGAAUAUUUUAUGGGGGGGAGGGGGCAGCGGGCGGGCGAGGUCAUAUGCUAUAAUUAAAUGAAAAAUAUUUAAGAGUGCCUAUUUAUUCAUUAAAAUAAGUGAAAAAAAAUUGUUGUUUUGUCCUGAGCAGGGGGGAGGUCCAGAGCCCCUCUGGAUCCGCGCCUGAUGUUGGUUUAUUAUUAGUGCUGACAGGUUUUGUUGUGUUAGUGAUUAAAUCAUGUUGUCUCACAUUUUCUCAUAAUACAUAGAGAUUAAUAGUAGUGGAAUUUUAAUGCUAUUUGUAGAAAAGUGAUAUACAGUAUGUAAAAGAAAUGCAAUACAAAAUGAUAAUUUUGGUAUUUUUAUUUUUGAGUGUAAUUUCUUAACAAAUUACAUUUAAAUUUAAGGUUUUUGAGGAUUUGUGUUUGGUUUUAUUAAAACAAAAUUUAGUUAUGAAGCUGGUUGACAAUAACUCGUAGUCUUUUCAUUCUAUUUGCCUAUAUCAAUUUAAUGUUCAGACAUAUUCAUCCUGUCCGCAACUUCAGAAAUCGCCAGUGCCUGUAUCCAGGACAAAUUUUUAACUUAUUAAAUUCAAUAUAUCCUAAAUAUUUGUCCAACAUAAUAUAAAAAGUUUUUGUACAUUAGAUAUAUUAGGAAAAUAAAAAUUGCUGGUGUCGUGGUUAAGCCAUCGGACAUAAGGCUGGUAAGUACAGGGUUUGCAGCCCGGUACCGGCUCCUACCCAGAGCAGGUUUUAACGACACAAUGGGUAGGUGUAAGA
Messenger RNA from Gigantopelta aegis, 3770 nucleotides. RefSeq lists its product as uncharacterized. The record is from RefSeq and is a predicted model, not a curated record. Lineage: Eukaryota; Metazoa; Mollusca; Gastropoda; Neomphalida; Peltospiridae. Bases 470 to 2986 code for a protein of 838 amino acids. The transcript is spliced from 3 exons.